AGCAAAGUACCCACAUUUGUUCGAAUGCUGGCCCCAGAAGGCGCCCUGAAUAUACACGAGAAAGCCUGGAAUGCCUACCCUUACUGCAGAACCGUUAUUACAAAUGAGUACAUGAAAGAAGACUUUCUGAUUAAAAUUGAAACCUGGCAUAAGCCAGACCUUGGCACGCAGGAGAACGUGCAUAAACUGGAGCCUGAGGCAUGGAAACAUGUGGAAGCUAUAUAUAUAGACAUUGCUGAUCGAAGCCAAGUACUUAGCAAGGAUUACAAGGCAGAGGAAGACCCAGCAAAAUUUAAGUCUAUCAAAACAGGACGAGGACCAUUGGGCCCAAAUUGGAAGCAAGAACUUGUCAAUCAGAAAGACUGCCCAUAUAUGUGUGCAUACAAACUGGUUACUGUCAAGUUCAAGUGGUGGGGCUUGCAGAACAAAGUGGAAAACUUUAUACAUAAGCAAGAGAAGCGUCUGUUUACAAACUUUCACAGGCAGCUGUUCUGUUGGCUCGAUAAAUGGGUUGAUCUGACUAUGGAUGACAUUCGGAGGAUGGAAGAAGAGACGAAGAGACAGCUGGAUGAGAUGAGACAAAAGGACCCAGUGAAAGGAAUGACAGCGGAUGACUAGCGCUACCGCCCUUUCUGCACUUUUUGCAAGACAGUGGUCAACAGGAAGGCCCAGCAGCUCCACCCUCCUGAGUGGCAGGCCAUCUUCGGACGCAGCCUUUCUGUGCUCAUUCUUCAGGCAACUUUCAAUCCCUUACUAUAGCUAUUUCUAGAUGCCCUUUAACAUUGUGAACAAAUAGACCGUCUGGUAUUAUAAAGCCUGUGUGUGCGGGAGCCUGAUCCUCUAAGAUAUAUGGUGUACGCUGCUGUAUUUACAGCUCAUCCUCUCUCCAUUGUGCUAUGACCCAUUUCUGUAUGCCCUCCCCCUUUAUUUCCAAGUGAUGUUCUCAGUCUUUCAAAUGAGCUUCCCUUUGUGAUGUGAUUAUUUAAGCUCACUUAUUUCAGCCUUGGGAUAAACUGAGCUAUUUUGCUUCCUGGGCAGAUCUUUGGCAAUGUUGAAUAUUCACUUGGGAAGAGAGGAGGAGUUAAAAUUACAGAGACACCUACCCCCAGCUCCUCACAAUAGGAAUGUGGCUUCAGAACCCUGACCUCUGCUCCUAGUAACCUCUUGUUUGCGUGCUCUAAGCACCAAGAAGGCACCCAAGGCCCAGCCAGUCUCAGAAAAUUUAGCAAAUAAUAAAUAACCCCUACUCAAGU
Messenger RNA from Mastomys coucha (southern multimammate mouse), 1253 nucleotides. It is a transcript of the gene Pitpna, whose product is annotated as phosphatidylinositol transfer protein alpha. Gene Ontology annotation, molecular function: phosphatidylinositol transfer activity; phosphatidylcholine intramembrane carrier activity; phosphatidylinositol binding. Lineage: Eukaryota; Metazoa; Chordata; Mammalia; Rodentia; Muridae. The transcript has 9 exons. Bases 25 to 618 code for a protein of 197 amino acids. Gene Ontology annotation, cellular component: cytoplasm. The record is from RefSeq and is a predicted model, not a curated record. Gene Ontology annotation, biological process: phospholipid transport.